Messenger RNA from Phyllopteryx taeniolatus (common seadragon), 6426 nucleotides. It is a transcript of the gene rad54l2, whose product is annotated as RAD54 like 2. Gene Ontology annotation, cellular component: nucleus. Gene Ontology annotation, molecular function: ATP binding; ATP-dependent chromatin remodeler activity; ATP hydrolysis activity. Lineage: Eukaryota; Metazoa; Chordata; Actinopteri; Syngnathiformes; Syngnathidae. The transcript has 22 exons. The record is from RefSeq and is a predicted model, not a curated record. Bases 299 to 4753 code for a protein of 1484 amino acids.
UUUCAAGAAAUAUAGCGAGCAUAAAUAACAAAAUAAUUCAAUUCCAAUCAAGGGUUAUAGUUUGGCUGCGGAACAUUUUUGUUGGGUGCAACACUCGGAAGGGAUAUACUGUAACACUGAGAGAGAAAAAAAUUGAAAUGAAACGUUUAUUCGUUUAUUUUCACAUUUACCCUGCAAAUGAAUUGAUCGGUCGCUGUAUGCAUUAACACAGACAUUUCCAGAAGCGUGCAACAUAUAUGUUCACACGGAUCCCUGAUGAAGGUGUGUAGGUAAUACUUUAAGAGCCCCGUAAGACGCCAUGUCUGAAGAGGCCCUUUCAGAAAGUGACCUGGAGGCUAGCCUUAACAGUGAAGAGGACUAUCAGGAAAAUGAUGAAGAGGAGGACAAUGGUGAUAUGGAAGAGGAGGAGGAGGAUGAUGAGGAGGAGAAGGAUGAUGAAAACUGUGGAGAUGAUGAGGAGGACAGUGUGGAAAAACUUCACAGUGCACAAAGCUGGAAUGAAAACGCUCAAGAAAGUCGGGACUCCACCUCAACUACCUCUGGAGAGCCUUCCUCGGAGCCACCGUCACGGCCUGAAUCCCAGCCGUCCUCCAGACCGACCUCUCGCUCUCAACUUCCGAGCAGCCCUGGCAAAUCAAGCCAGAGCAAGAAACGUUCCAGAAAAUCAAAGAAACAAAAAGCUUCUAAAUUAUCCAAAACUUCCAAGCCUUCAAAACGGUCCAAACCCCCCAAGCCUGCAAACAUGAGGAAAAAUAUCAGAAAGCUGCUGAAGGAGGACCAGCUGGAGGCUGGAACCAAGGCUGCUCAACAGGAAGAGAUGGAGAGGCGGAAACGUCUGGAGCAACAGAGGAAAGACUUCCCUACGCCAGCUCCAACUUUACUAGAAUCCCAACUAGUGGACCCAACUUCCAUUUUAGGAGAGGUGUCUCACUUGGUCCCCGCCCUACUCAGCAAGCAGGAUGUGAUCUGCCUGGACAGCAGCGGCGAUGAAGAUGAAAACAUGGAACCUAAACUCCCUGAACUAGGUUUUAGAGAUGAUAUAAUUGAACUCAGCUCUGGGGACGAGGAUGCCCUGCAGAUAAGCAGUGAGUCGGGGGAUGAGGAAGAUGACGGUGGCACCGCUGGCACAGAUGAGAGCAGUGGAGCGCACAUUAAUGAUGCUCUGAACUUGCCUGAUGCCCAGGGCCGCGUAAUGGUUAAUAUCAACCACCCUGCGGAGGAGAAGGACAUUUAUCUCGCUCCACAGCUGGCCAGGGCUGUCAAACCUCACCAGAUUGGUGGUAUCAGGUUUCUGUAUGAUAACCUGAUUGAGUCUCUGGAUCGAUACAAGAGCAGCAGUGGUUUUGGUUGCAUCCUCGCGCACAGUAUGGGUCUUGGCAAGACACUGCAGGUCAUUUCCUUCAUUGAAAUCCUGCUGCAGAAUACUGAGGCUCACACGGUCUUAGCCAUUGUUCCUGUGAACACACUUCAGAACUGGCUGGCAGAGUUUAACCUGUGGCUCCCACCGCAGGAAGCUAUUUCCCCUGACACAGACCCCACUUUGUUUGCCGGACGUACAUUCAAAGUUCAAAUUCUGAAUGAUGAGCACAAAACCACGAUUGUUCGGGCUAAGGUGGUGGAGGACUGGAGCCGAGAUGGAGGCGUGUUGCUGAUGGGCUAUGAGAUGUACCGCCUCCUAUCAAUGAAGAAGAGUUUUGUUACGGGCAAGAAGAGAAAAUCAAAGAAGCCCGUGGGGCCUGUCAUCAUUGAUCUAGAUGAGGAAGAUAGACAACAAGAACUCAUGAAAGGUAUCGAAAAGGCCAUUCUACGACCUGGUCCGGACGUGGUGAUUUGUGACGAGGGCCAUCGGAUUAAAAACUAUCAUGCGAGCACGUCACAGGCUCUGAAGAAUAUCCGUUCGAAGCGCAGAGUGGUCCUCACAGGUUACCCAUUACAGAACAAUCUCAUUGAAUACUGGUGCAUGGUGGAUUUCGUUAGGCCGGACUUCUUAGGCACGCGCCAGGAGUUCAGCAACAUGUUUGAACGUCCCAUUCUGAACGGGCAAUGUAUGGACAGCACGCCUCAAGAUGUUCGCUUGAUGCGUUACCGUAGCCAUGUGCUGCACAGCCUGUUGGAGGGCUUUGUCCAGAGACGUGGCCAUGAUGUUCUGCAACACCAGCUUCCCAUUAAGAUGGAGCAUGUGAUCUUGGUGCGGUUGUCUCCUAUACAAAAAGCGCUGUACACUGAGUUUAUGACUCGCUUCAGAGAGGCAGGAAACAAUGGUUGGCUUGGUCUAAACCCUCUAAAGGCCUUCUGUGUAUGCUGUAAGAUCUGGAAUCAUCCAGACGUGCUUUAUGAAGCUUUACAGAAAGAGAAUCAGGCAAACGAGCAGGACCUGGACCUUGAUGACAUCGCCGGCGGCCCCAAAGGCAAAGUGUCAGACUCGAGCAACAGCAAAGCCAAUAACAUUCCGCCCCUUCUCAAUGCCUCCCAGGAUCGAAGCAAUCAAGUCAUUACUUAUGAAUGGGCAAAGGAAAUUAUGUCGAACUACCAGGUAGGACUUCUGGAAAACUCUGCCAAAAUGGUGUUGCUCUUUCAUUUGAUCGACGAGAGCGUCAGAAGAGGAGACAAGAUUUUGGUCUUUAGUCAAAGCUUGUCCACCCUGACAGUCAUUGAAGACUUCUUAUCCAAGAGAACCAUUCCAUCACCAGACGCCGCUGCUGAGUCUCAGAACCCCAACUGGGUUCGCAAUCUCAGUUAUUAUCGACUCGAUGGGAGUACAUCUUCCUCUGAAAGGGAGCGCCUAAUCAAUCAGUUUAAUGACCCCGAGAACACCAAGUCGUUGCUGUUCUUGCUUUCUACCAGAGCGGGUUGCCUAGGUGUGAAUUUGAUUGGAGCAAACCGGGUUGUUGUGUUUGAUGCCUCCUGGAACCCGUGUCACGAUGCCCAGGCGGUGUGCAGGGUGUACCGCUAUGGUCAGAAAAAACCCUGCUACAUUUACCGUCUGGUUUGUGACUUUACCCUGGAGAAGAAGAUCUAUGAUAGACAGGUGUCCAAACAGGGCAUGUCCGACCGCGUAGUGGAUGACCUGAACCCAGCACUGAACUUUACUCGAAAGGAAGUGGAAUCACUGUUGCAUUUUGUUGAGGAGGAACCUGAAGCUAACAAGAUCAAUCUGAGGACUUUGGAAGAGUUUGAGCCAGUCAUAUAUAGAGCUUGUCAGCUUUACCCACACCUCAUCACUAAACAACCUUUCCAACAUGAGUCUCUGUUAGUGGACCGGAAGGAGUCCAAACUGACCAAAGCGGAGAAGAGAGCAGCCAAAAAGAGCUAUGAGGAUGAAAAACGAGCUUGCGUGCCCUACUCUAGACCCUCCUAUGCACCGUAUUAUCCAACCAGCAACCACGCGCUCGCUAACAUACCUGCAUUUAGCCAACGUGGCUGGCGUCCUAUCGCUCGACCUGACGACAAGCCGGUUGCAAGUGUCAGGCCCAUCCAGUCAACACCGAUCCCCAUGAUGCCUCGCCAGGUUGUCAUGGGCAUGGCGGGAGCCAGCUCACCUGGCAGUUUACCCGUCAAUUUCCUGCAGAAGGCUGGGGUUUACGUCCAGAGGAUUGUCACCACAACUGACAUUUUCAUCCCAGGAGCCAACAGCACAACAGAUGUCCAGGCUCGAAUUAGUGCUGGCGAGAGCAUCCAUGUAAUCAGAGGGUCUAAAGGUACCUACAUUAGGACAAAUGAUGGAAGAAUAUUUGCAAUUAGAUCUGGAAAAAUUAGUAGACCAACCGCCGCUGUUUCAAGAGAUAUCCAGCGCUCUGUGAUCCAUCCACUCAGUAAUGGCUGCGCCUCCCCUGGGGAGCAACUGCAGCACUCACCUGACAUGGAGCAGCAGUCCUCCUCUCCCUUGAGCUCUGAGAUUCUCCGUGAACUCAGCCACUAUGCGGCGGCGUCCACGAGCGACAGCACGAUUGGCGCGGGGAACGUUUCAUCCCCGUUGGAUGUGUCUGUCGCGGCAGCGGGAGAUGAAAGCAGUCUGAUUCCAGACCUCCGGGCGCCACUCGACGACGACCUCCUGAGCUCGGGUUUAGAGACUCAAGGUGUGAAACGCAAGCGUACUGAAAGUCAAGGCGCCGCAUUCAAACGGACUCCGACUGCAUCGCAUUUCCCCGGAUAUUCCCUAAACUCCGGUGGGCUCAGUUUUCCUCCGGUGGGUCUGAACUCUACCUCGCUGUUGGGGAGCCUGGGGCAUAUGAGUCACCCUCUUCUCAUGGGUGGAACUGGUGGAUCUUCAUUCUUUCAGACACCAGGACAAACGCUGGCAGACCUACAGACCAUGUUCCCUUCCGCACCUGGGAAUGGACAACUUCCUCCCCCGUCCACAUCAGCUCUAUCCACAGUACUCUCCUCGUCUUCGAACGUCAUUCCCAUGUCAUCGGCAUCAUCAGCCCCAACUACUUCCUCACUGGCAUCGGGUUCUCUGCCGCCAUACUUGAUGAACCCCAAUGUGGCGGGCCUGCUUUCGUCAAGCUUCCCUCUCAACUACGGCCAGUCCUUGCUCCCUGAGCCCCGGAUGUUCUCCGCCCCUCUUCUCUCCGGGUCGGCAGGAUUCCCCGCACCAAACUCCGCUUCAAAUGCGUCCAGCUUCCUCUCCCAUUUCAACAAUCCCACUUCCAGCCUGUUGGGGGCGGCUCUGACUCAACCGGACAGAUAUCAGAGCGCAGAGAAUGGAGGCGAUAGUUCAGAUGAUGAUGUCAUAGAGGUGACGGGACACUGAAGACUCACAUUGGGGCACUUGGACAUAAAGGUCAAUAAUGGCGAGACUGAUAAGAAUGGGAUGAGAUUUGAUUACUUGUAGUCCUUCUGCUAAAAAUGACCCUGGCAUUCUAAUAAUUUUUUUAAUACCUUCCUUGUUUCUGAUAAACAGCAUCAUUUAAUUAUUCCAGGAUGCUCAUAUUUUGGCCAUUCAAAGAUCCAUAGUUCUUUUUGCACUCCCUGUCACAACAGCUACAUAAAGACAUAUACCUGGUGGACAAGAGAAUCCUCUUGUACCUUUAAAGUACAAAAUCUUUAUACCGAAUAAAACUGCCUUUCGUACUGGAUUUGCUGUGAAAUGGACCAAGUGUUUUAGCAGCACUCACUGGCUGAAUUUCCAGCAGUGUUCUCGCCCCAGCAGUUUGUUUCAUAUCGCACGCACACAAUUAAACUCAGUGGCCACAGACUAUUUUCACAGCCCAGCCAAUAUCCAUCCAGAAACAUUAUUUCAGGAAUAUUUCAGUCUGCAAAACUGUGUAGCAUCCCCUAAUGAGAUUGUGGUUCUAUGACUCAUCAUGUAGAUAUUUGUACAUAGCAGUUAUUGUCAUUGUUUAUAUUUCCAGUAAAUACUGUGCAGUGUGUAGGGAGGUGUCUAAUUACAGCAUCUAUGAAGAUAAACGUUGCUUUGUUUUGGGUUUGGGAAGUUACUCUUCCCCCCCAUUAUUGCUGAAAUGAAUGUAUUUUAACCUGCCCUCAGUAACACACUCUGUUUUUUCAUAUUUAGCCUUAAAAAAACACAAAGAGGUCUUGAGUGUUCCGAUUUUAACUUGGUACAUGUUUUUUUUACCAUUGUGAUAACAAAACCAAUUGUGUCAAAGACAACGCACAGAUAUCCACUCAUUUGACAUAUGCUGAGCCUUGCUGAAAGCAAACUUUCCCCACCACGGUCUGAGUGUUUAUUCACUGUCAACGUCAGCACCAGAACAUUCACACUCACACCCACGCCCACCAGUGACUGUGGCAGAGCCAGCCGGGCCAGGUGGAGUUGAGGCCUUAGCCGGCUGACCAUUGGCAUCUUGUGUAAGUAGUUUUUGUCAGUGGUGUUUAGGCCUCUGCUGCUCUCUAGCCUUGUGUCUUUCAUAUUGUGAUGAGACCUCACUGGUGUUUAGAUUUUGGAAUUGUGUUUGCAAACAGGUUGACACAGUGGUUUUAUCAGUCUUUAGACAUAAAACAGGAAAGCAUGAGACUAACCAACAUAACCUGUAAAUAUAAUUUUUUCAGUAGACUGGUGGAAACUUUUUAAGCGUCAUGUAAAACAGCUCUGAGGGUGAUUAUGGAAAAGAUGCAGAUCCCAUGUCUAUUUGUAUUCUCGUUAGAAUUUGAAGUUGGACAAUUUGAAGUUGAAUAUCAUCGCUUUAUGUUUAAAUUUGUUGUUAAAUGUCCAGUUAAAUCAUUUUUAUGGGUUGGAUAUUAAUUUUUUUUUUUAACUUUUAUAAUUUUGUAAUGUACUCUUAAUGGUAGCUUUCCUCAUUUCAGUGUUUGUACUGUAUGAAAUGUAUUUAUUUUGUUUUUGUUUUUUAAUUUACCUUGUGUUCACUCUGAUGGCUGAUCUACAUACCACCUAGACAAAAGCAGAAAAUGACUGUGUUAUCAAUGUUAUUUUAAAAAUAAAACACUCUUCGAUCGUGCAAAUGC